Messenger RNA from Mugil cephalus (flathead mullet), 6643 nucleotides. RefSeq names its product dispatched homolog 2 (Drosophila) (gene disp2). The transcript has 10 exons. The coding region runs from base 138 to 4598 and encodes 1486 amino acids. NCBI's taxonomy places the organism in Eukaryota, Metazoa, Chordata, Actinopteri, Mugiliformes, Mugilidae. The record is from RefSeq and is a predicted model, not a curated record.
GUGGACUCAGUCUAGGCAGAUGGGAGUUUAACUGUUUAGUAAGAAAAAAUAAUAAAAUAAAAUAAAAUAAAAUGACUGCGAAGAAGCAUAAUUACCUUUAGAAUAAAAGACCAGCCAGGAGGAGGAGGAGGAGGAGGAUGGAGGCUUGCUCGAUGAUAGGAGAAAGCACGGAUGCGAUUGUGAUGGAUGAUUCUCCCGUAGAUGAAAAGGAAAUUCAGGAGGCUUGCAGGAGCGAGAUCCCGUCGGUUUCCCUGUGCCCUCCUGACAGCUCUGCCGAGGCCCAGUUGACAGUCAUCCAGUCUGAAAAGGAGCUAUGUGACAGCUGUAGCAGCCUUGGAAGACCCUCUUCCUCCUUUCAGCUUUAUCACCAAGUCCCCCAGAGCCCGCAACCUGGGGCCUACGAUUCACCGCGGCCUCGAAAAUGUCCUCUCUGCAGCCAUCAUGGACCAAAUGCCUGUCGCAACAGUCACUCGGACGCCACUGGUUCCCAUGCAGAAGGAGGCGUUGUGGUUAAAGUCGGACACAGCUGCGGUUCUGCCCAUCAGGCAUCGGGUCACGGGGCAGUCAGAUGUCACUGGCUGCACGGGUCAAACGAAAGCGGGGCACAGAAACCAAAGCAGCGGCACGUGGUGACCGUGAGGAAUGGAGGACUCCACUGCAUCCUUAGAAAUUAUUCCCAGGUGAUAGUGGACUAUCCGUUGGCGGCCUUGAUUGGUUGUGCCGUGCUCUUGCUGGGAUGCUCACUGGCCGGACUCUUCAUUGGUCCACUGCCAGACUUCUCUGACCCUCUGCUGGGCUUUCAGCCACGGGGAACGUACAUUGGAGUUCGUCAGUCCAGCUUGUCCGAGCUGCAGGAGAACACUGGCACAGGGAAAACUCUGUCACCUUUACCGCAAAAGCUCAGUAAAAGAUACGGGGGUGCUGUCAGCAGAGACAGUAGUGGCAGUCAAGACGCCUCCAGAGUGCGAAUGAAAAGGAUGCUGGCUAAAGACUCCUCUCUGGACACCUUCUUCUGUGAUGCUCCAAGCGAGCGUUUGGCCCAGCUGGUGUUUCGAUCAGAAAACUCAGCCAGCCUCUGGAGCCUGAAGGCGAUCCACGCCAUGUGUGAGAUGGAGCAAACCAGGAUUCGCUCCCAGGCAAAGUUCCAGGACCUGUGCCAGCAGCAUGUGAGGGUGGAAGCCGAGGGAACGUCCAGAAGCGGCUGUUGUCCGAGCUGGUCUCUGGGGAAUUACUUGGCAGUCCUUAGCAAUGCCUCCUGCUGCCUCAGCCUCACCUCACAGCAAGUUUCUGAGUCUCUGAACCUCCUUCGGAAAUGUGCUCUGGACUACCAUAAAGGACAUCUAGUGGCAGCCUGUGUCGAGAGACCCAAACAUGGCAGCUGUUCCUCUGUUCCCUCCUACUGCAAACAAUCCCAUGUGGUGUUCCAAAUCCUGCACUUCCUAGUUGACAAAGACUUCCUUGGCCCGCAGACUGUUGAAUACCAAAUCCCGACGCUGAAGUACAGUCUUCUGUUCCUACCCGUCGACAAAGGAGAACACAUGAUGGAGAUGUAUAUGAACAGUCUUGAAGGCAGCGAUCUAACCUACAAUAAUACGACAAUUACUGGCAUAGACUUUGGCAUCAAGCAGAGCCUGUUCAAGUACUACCUGGCGAGAGAUUCGGUAUACCCUGUCCUAGCUGUUGUAUCCCUUCUUUUCACUAUGGCUCUAUAUCUCCAUUCUCCUUUUAUAGUAGCAUUAUCUGUAAUAGCAAUCAUAGGCUCCCUCCUAACCUCCUAUUUCUUCUACAAAGUAGCAUUUCGCCUGACUUUCUUCCCCAUGGUCAACCUCUCUGCUGCUCUUAUUCUCUUAGGAAGUUGCUCCAAUCAUGUUUUCAUCUUUGCCGAUUUCUGGAAUUUGCAGCUAUCCCAGAAUCCCUCAGCCUCCCUAGAGAAGAGAGUGAACAGAGCUUUGCAGGAAGUUGGCUAUUUGAUUUUAGCUUCGGGGUUGACUUCCAGUGCAGCAUUUUUCUCUGGCUAUCUCAGCAGCAUCACAGCAAUCAGAUGCUUCUCUGUUUACCUUGGAACGGCCUCGUUCAUCAGCUCACUGUUGGCGCUGGUGUGGCUGCCAUGCUCUUUCAUUCUGCGCGAGCGUCACACAAAGAUGUCCUCUGCAUCUGAAGCAGUGCAAGGGUGGAAACCCUGCUGCUCCAAAAACCCUGGUGGCUUCUGGGAUACAAGCUCACGCAAGAGAUGCCUCUUCAGUCUUGGGCAGAAGCUGAGAGAAUUAAAACGAGGUCUUGCCGACACCUCCAGUUUGUUGUUCCUAAAAAUCCUCCCUUGUGGGGUGGUAAAGUUUCGGUACAUCUGGGUGUGCUGGUUUACAGUGUUGGCUGCCGGAGGAACGUACAUGUCCUGCAUUGAACCAGGCAUGAAGAUGCCGACUCUUGACAGCACGGUCACCCAGCUUUUCCGUUCCAGUCAUCCAUUUGAAAGAUACGAUGCAGAGUACCGUCAUAUGUUUAUGUUUGAGAGACAGAGAAAUGGAGAGGAUAAACCUGUCACAUUAAUGCUAGUCUGGGGCGUGAAACCAACUGAUAACGGGGAUCACUUUAACCCAACAAGCAACGGCUCUUUAGUUCUUGACCCAGGAUUUAACAUGAGCCAACCUGAUGCUCAGGUUUGGUUGAGGGAUCUCUGCGGACGAGUUCAGAACCAGAGCUUUUAUUCUCCACCAUCACAUGAGGAUAAAGAGGUUUUAUCAGACAAUAUCUGUCUAGUGGAGCAACUAACUCAGUGGGUAUCCAUCCGAAGGUGCUCUGAGAGUGAUGACGCCUUUCAUUUCUGCUGUAACGACAUCCCUUUCCCCUAUCCUCCUAGCGUUUUUGAGAACUGCCUUAGUAUGAUGCUGGCGGAGAGGUAUGCCGAGGGCCAUCUGGCUCACAGCGGAGGCCUGUACUUCCAGCCAGAUGGCCGGGUCGCUGCCCUCGUGUUGGUCUUCAAAACCACAUACCUCUACAGCUUCAACUUCAGCAGAACUAGUGUUUAUUACAAAGAAAUACAAACAUGGUUUAACAGAGAGAUAUCAGGGGCACCACAUGGGCUGGAGAAUGGCUGGUUCAUCAGUCAGCUGUCGCUUUUUGAUCUACAGCAGUCUUUAAGCUCCGAGACUCUGGCAGUAGCUGGUUUCUCAGUAGCUCUCACAUUUGUGUUGCUUAUCUUAACCACCUGGAAUAUUCCAUUGAGUAUAUAUGGGACUCUUGCUGUGGGAGGCAGUGUGUUUGUCACCGUUAGCCUCCUUGUUCUUCUUGAAUGGCAGCUCAGUGGCAUUGAGGCUCUGUUUAUAUCAUCGGCAGCUGGGUUGUCUGUUGACUUUAUUGCUAAUUACUGCAUAUCCUACAGCUUAGCUCCUCAUUCAGACAAAAUUGGGAAAGUAGCACACUCCACAAAAAGGAUGGGAUGUCCCGUAGCAAUAGUUUCAGGUGCAUUCUUCUUCAUGGGGAUCAUAAUGUUGCCAGCCACAGCCUUGAUUUUCAGAAAGCUUGGGAUUUUCUUGUUUUUGGUGAAAUGUGUAGCAUGUGGAUUUGCAACUUUCUUUUUCCAGUCCCUAUGCUGUUUUUUCGGACCCCAGAAAAACUGUGGAGUUAUCAACCUGCCGUGUUUUUCCGAGCAGACAGAGGGCGUGCUGUCGUCUUGUUCCGAGCCCAGUUCCUCGUCAGCCUCGGCUGCUAAUGGGGCUUUUGGCAGAUCAAGAGUGAGGAGGAGCUAUGACAAAGAAGCAGGUGGUUACCUCUACCCCAACCACCAACGUCAGCACAGACAGAAACAAGCAGGAGGAGGCAGCGGGAACCGAGGGCCGGAGCAGUACGAGCUGCAGCCAUUGGCUUUUCGGUUGAGUGACAGCUUUGAAAACAGCACCUGCACCAGUAAAUUGUCCAACCGGCCCUCGGUUCUCUCUGAUGAGAUUGAGUACAGUGGGAAAGAUAUAAGCAUGGAUAGGGAGAGCGAGGAGCUUUGCAGUCAUCAGCAUAAGAUCUGUCAACCACCACCAGCCCUCCAGACCUCUUCUCCUUACAAAGAAAACACUCUCCGUCCGAUAGGCCUGACACAAGAAGACGUAGCCAAGAACAAGCUGCUGUGUAAAACCUGCAGGGAUCGAUCUGUUGGGGUGAAGCACUGGAGCAAUACAUCCUUUUCCUCAUGCUCAAGCAUAGAGGAGACCAUCAUCAGCCACACAAUGGAGACCACUGACCAGCCAUCGCUCUGUAGGCACGAAAAUACCACAGAGGACAGUCACCAUCAUCCUAAAGGGCACCUCUCCUUCCAGUCUCAGAGCUCUUGCGAGGGUCUGGAGGACUCCUGUGAAACAUGCCUCAGUGACAUAGAGCCAGGGCCUUCAAACAUACAGCAACCCGAAGGCGAGGCAGAGGUUAACUUACAACCAGGACACCUCAACGGGAAGAGAGAUACACUCCGCCUCUCAUUGAAAGAAACCGUUUAUGAGACUUGUGGUAAGGGCCGCACCAGCCAAAGUGAAGAAGUGGUCAUUUUGCCAAACAGUAAGCCAGACUUACCAGAUGUCUGGAUAAAGAGAGACGGACAGCGGGAGGAUACAUGCUGAGCAAAGUUGGUGGAAUUCUUCUCAAACACUGUGCAUUCAUUGAUCUUAAUUUAUUUUUAAAAUGAUUGCUGUAUUUGCAGAAGCAAACAGAAAUAACAAAAGGAGCUUAUAUUUGGACAAUAGUGAAAAAGGAAAUAUAAGCCAACUGCAAAUGUAACAUGUGGCAGCAUGUUUAUCUGAUGUUGCUGUUAGGGUUUUUUCAGUAUCUGAUGUGCCAGAGUGCCGGUGUCAAAGGUCAAAUCAAAGCAUGACUAGUUUAAAUAAGCAUUUUCAAACAGAAGGCAGCGAAAGUCGGUGCUUUCUGUUCAGCCACAAAAAAAAAAAACAUCCAUCACUGCACCUUUUGUCUGCAGAGUUUACUUUGUGCCUGACACUUUUUGACGUCUACACUCUGCACAGAGUGGGUUUUAAUAAAUACUGCCACAACGGUGUGCAGCCGCUGGCCUUUCUCCAUACUGACCCCAAUGAGCCAUAUACAUUCAUGGACUGGUGAAGUUUACAGAGAAAGAGCUGCACUGUGAAUACCCGUGUGCAGUGAUACAUCAAGUUUAUCUGCAUGAACCAAUCACGUCUAGAGUAUCACACACUUGAACACAGUGAGUUGGUUUUAUACUCUGUGGUGAUAGCAAUGUACAAUAUGUUCUUUGUGACCAUGACGUAGAAAAUCAGAAAACCUACAGUUAGCAGUGUCAUUUGUGGUGUCAUGGCUUGCUUUUAAUGUUUCCCUGUCAAAUUAAACAUGCUGUUUAUACUGGUGUCAGUGCCAAAAAAAUGUUAUGUUUACUUAUGUACUGAUUUUUAAGGGGACCUAAAAUACUUUUGUAGUCUGGAAGCCAGCCCAAAAAAUUUUUAGUGGGGUAAUUUCAGUCAUGAGUGCUCCAUUGGGAACAGAUUAUGCCCGGAAAAGAUGUGCUUGGAAUAAUAAUAAAUAAAUAAUAAAUAAUAAUAAUGGAGACAAACAAUCCUUCUUCUUGGUCAAUUUAAUUAACUGCAAUAUAAAAACAACCACUACUAUGCCGCAUUACUGCAGAUCUGUUCCGGGCUCAAAUAUCCGCUUCCAAUUGACAAAAAGGUUGUUACUUAGUAGGUUUACAUUUUGCUCGUGGCAAUGCUCACAAGACUUCUGCAAAACCUGCUAAUCAAAAGAAAGAGGGCUUUUUCGGCAGUAAGACAUCAAAAAGGAGGAGAAAACUAAAUUGUGAAUCAUGCCAAGGUACUUUAGCAGAGCCAAGCAAACAGCAGCAAAGACAAGAUAAUGGGUCCCCUUAAGAUGGUGAAAGGGUUUCCUUAUACAGACAUAACACUGUAAGAUUAUAAACUGUUUGCAAAUUAAGGUGCAUACUGUUCCAGGAUCCAUGGAUGUCAGCAUACAUGCCUUAGCCUUUGUGAAGAAGCAAGGGCUCUAACAUUUGUUUCAAACACAGUAACUGUACCAUCAUAAGUCACUGAAGGAACAGUUAAUAAUUUGCAGACCGUACUGCACUCUUAAGAGAAACCCCAAAAGGUCACUAUCCUUUAUUUAUCCACACCUCGUCCCACAGUUGCCACAUCAGCUUGUUCCUUGUAUUGCAAUAUCAUUCAAACAACUGUAUUUAUGACAUGAACAGCAUGUGCCAAAUUUCUUUCAAUAAGUUGUUUCAGUGGCUGAAACAGCUGGAAUUGUGUGUGUGUUUGUGCAAAGGAUGUGUAAGUAAAAUAAGACUCAUUUAUGGUCCUUAAUAUGGUGUUAACUAUAAAACAUAGAAGGUGUUGAAGGUGCGGCGACGGUGGUUCAGCUCUACGACCUUGACAAGAUUUGUAUGAAACGUGCCGGGUUACUUUCCAGCUUUCUCAUUGCAAGACGUGUUUGCUUUUGACAUCUUGACUGUAUAAUCACAAAUCUUCAAUGAGCCUUCACUCACAGAAACACCCUGCCUUACAGAAGAAUGAAAUCAAUCAUAGACUUUCUAUGAACAGAAAAAGGUCACCGCCGUUAUUAUUUGAAGCUGUUGAUGUUGUAGAUUUUUCACAAAACUGAAACAAAAUAAAACAUUUAUUUUCCUGCA